AUGUACCAGCAGCACGACGAGAAGAAGCUUAUUCAAGAAGCCGAAGGCCUUCGCAAGAUUGCCUUCUUCGGUAUUUGCAUAAGUACGAUUGCAACUCUCACCGCUAUUGUUGCAAUUCCUUCUCUCUACAAUUACAUGCAACAUGUUCAAUCCACUCUUCAAACUGAAGUCGAUUUCUGUAUUCAUCGCACCAAUGGGCUGUUCGAGCAGUACAACAGCAUCAAGGGAGAAUCAGCACAAGCGCAAUGAGAGGAGGGACAGCCAGGACAGCCAGGACAAGACGGACAGCCAGGUGUUGUCGAGGAGGUCGCCGUCCCACCAGGCCCACCAGGACCACCAGGACCAGCCGGAGCCCCAGGACCAGACGGACAGCCAGGAAACGACGGACAGCCAGGACAAGACGGACCAGAGGGACCAGCCGGAGACGCCGGAUCCGACGGAGCCCCAGGACAGCCAGGAGCCCCAGGAGAGCAGGGAGAGGCCGGACAGCCAGGAGAGGGAGGCGGCUGCGAUCACUGCCCACCACCAAGAACCGCUCCAGGAUAUUAA
Caenorhabditis bovis is the source of this 549-nucleotide messenger RNA. The record is from the annotation of a GenBank genome assembly. Lineage: Eukaryota; Metazoa; Nematoda; Chromadorea; Rhabditida; Rhabditidae.